AUGGACCGACUAGCCGCAUCAUCGAAUUUCUAUGCUUCAAAGGAUCACGAGUACGACCAUCGCCAUCGCCCCGAAACAUCCAUGAUGCCCGAAUUGCCAUUUCCAACUUACGGCCCACUACCUAUUCCAUCUCGCCCCAAUAUGCAUACUGUGCCUCCUCCAUUACCUCCGCCUACACGCAUUCACGAUUUAGAGAACGGCUAUGAUGCUGGGUGGUUGCAUGCGAAUUCUGAUCGAUCUACAUCUGUUCUUCCCCCAAUCAACCCCUCUUCAAGCUUAUUUGGUGGUGGCCGCAGCCGUCCCGACUCUGCAGCUAAAAGCGAUCGAAUGGAUCUUGAUGAGCUUGAAGGGAGGCAAAGCGGUAUGCCACUCUCACGCAGCUCUGAGGCUCAAAUAAAGAUUGAACCGCCACCACCGACAGAUGAUGGAUUUCCCAAUUCCAUGUCUGUCAAUCCCAAUGGUCCGAUACUGAAAGGCGAGCGUGAUUUUUCUUUGCGAAGUGUCAAAGAUUCGUCAAAUGCCUACGAUCAGCAUCUGUUGUCAAAAAUCGGGAAGCCUAUUUCUCCCCGAGGAUCGAUCAGUUCGGACCACCGGAAUUCAAUCUCCGCGCUUACUGUUCCCUCUCUCCCAUCACGCCCAUCAAGCAAUUUGCCAUCACCGGGGCCAUCAGAAGGCCCAACACUUGACGUGAAAUGGUAUAGCAGCCCGCAGUCAGGAGGGGUUUCACCCCGAUCGAAACCGGAUUGGAGGGAGUAUGUCGAGGGCCGUAGCCCAAGUGUCGAAAGCAAUCUACCGUCGGUAGUGGAUUUUGAAUUCGGAAGACGUCGAUAUCGUGGAACGACCCCAUCGCGCGAGGACAGCAUCAGCUUACCCAGCCGAUCAAAUCGAGGCAGCUACGACCAAGGCGUAUUCUCUGAUAUUGAAGGUGAUUUCUCGACGGACGAGCCAGUUCCCCGACAAUUUAUUCUUCGUGAACCGACACCACCUUACCCUGAAGGUUCAAGACAGGGAAUGAAACGACGAGCAUCGUCUCCACCCCGGGAGCCGAUCAAUACCGACGAUCGCCACACUUUGCACACUGUCACGAGUAACGGGGAUUUAUCGCAGCGGAGGACCAGUGGUCACCCAUUCACGAACAAUUUGACGGUAAACAGCAGCUACGCUCCAAGCCAACGAACACUGUCAGCAGCUUCUUCGCUCAGUAUCCGAACCUCCGGCUCAUAUUCUUCUGCUCUUUCGAUUGGUGGCAGUAGUAUGACAAGCCUCUCGCCAUACGACCGCCCAUCCCCUGGGGGCCUUUCUCCUUGCUCUGAUCUCGACGCAUAUCACGAAAAGUCGAUUCUCAACGCAAGCUCCCCCCGGAGUACCACUUAUGUCUAUCCCGAGGCCCUUACCAGGAGCCAACACCCUCGAACCUCCCGCCACAGAUUCAACUGGAAAGAUGUCGAUGCCGAUGCCAAUGCCAAUUGCGCUGAGCGUCCCAAAACCCGCCUCCUCGAAGCUGGGCGGGCUUUCGAUAGCCCGGAUGAUCUACGCGCCCAUGAGAUGGAGAAACAAUAUUCGUGCCAGUACUGCAACAACCGCUUCAAGAACAAAAACGAGGCGGAAAGGCAUCAAAAUUCGCUCCAUCUGCGACGCCAUUCGUGGUCUUGCGCAUCGUUGGUCUCGUUCCAGUCUGCAUUCCAUGGCUCAGGAUCGCCAUCCUGCCAAACCAAUGCCGGUCCCUCGCAUGAUACAUGUGGAUAUUGCGGUGAGGAGUUCCCCAACUACCCUCGGCCAGACUGGGAUCGUCGGUUUGAACACUUGACGACAGUGCACAAGUUCGGCGAAUGCAAUAAUGCGAAGAAAUUCUUCCGUGCCGAUCACUUCCGUCAACACUUGAAACACAGCCAUGCAGGGACGGGUGGGAAGUGGACCAAUAUCCUCGAAAAUGCUUGCAUGAAGGAAGAGCAGCCACCGGAGCCACGAGAUAGAAGUGGUUCUGGGGCCAGUAAUGGCCCGCAAAUAAAUCCCGGAUCUUUGACAUCCAAUACAAUUGAUGAGGUUCUAGAAUGA
Molecule: messenger RNA, 2055 nt
Organism: Penicillium manginii
Lineage: Eukaryota; Fungi; Ascomycota; Eurotiomycetes; Eurotiales; Aspergillaceae
Gene: znfA
Product: putative C2H2 finger domain protein
Exons: 3
Coding region: 1-2055 (684 amino acids)
Source: RefSeq, a predicted model, not a curated record